Molecule: messenger RNA, 3196 nt
Organism: Salvia splendens (bonfire salvia)
Lineage: Eukaryota; Viridiplantae; Streptophyta; Magnoliopsida; Lamiales; Lamiaceae
Product: E3 ubiquitin protein ligase RIN2
Exons: 13
Coding region: 1107-2831 (574 amino acids)
Biological process (GO): protein ubiquitination; positive regulation of plant-type hypersensitive response; ubiquitin-dependent protein catabolic process
Cellular component (GO): cytosol; plasma membrane; ubiquitin ligase complex
Molecular function (GO): ubiquitin protein ligase activity; ubiquitin binding
Source: RefSeq, a predicted model, not a curated record
UCCGAAAUUCACUGACAUUUUCCUUCCCGCAAAAACAUAGAAAGAGAAAAAUAGAUAUCACAGAUUCUGCUUGUCAUCAGACGCCUUCAAAUCAUCGUCCGUAAUUCGUUUGACUAUUCAAUUUCUGUUGAAUUUGGAUUUAGUUUAACUACGCAUAUUUCCUUAUGCAUCUCGAUUGAUUACAAUUUCAUUUUGUUUCUUCCUUUUGCCUUAAUCGUGUAUGAUUAUAAUUUAGUCAACGAUUUCCGGUCUGAAGUUUGAUUUUUGACAUCUCUGAUGAGGUAAAUUGUGCAGCUUACAGUUCAAUCUGUAGGGCUAGGUCGGUUUCUCAUUUUGGAAAGGUUUCUAAUUAUAGGAAUCGAAUGUCUUUUGGAACUAAUUGCGUCAAAUUUGAGCAACAGUAAUUAAAAAAGACAGACAAAGAAGGAGGGUUAAUUCGUGAGUGCAUACAUAAGAAAUUCCUCGAUUGUGUGCUUGUAUGAAUGUGGAUUUUGUUGUUCGUAUUUCUGUUAUUUGUUAAAAAGUAAAGGCUGUGCCCCAUUUGUGAUAUUCUUCUUGCUCUUGUUGUAGCAAUUGUUUCUUGAUGUGCUCCUUUUUCCAGAUUUCAUAGUUGUUAGACAUUGGGCGUGUCUUGUACUGGAAAAUCCACACAAUUGUAUGGUGUUUUAUGGUCAUCUGGUUUCCCAACAAAAGAAGUUAAUAAAUAAUAAGAAUAUGCAAGAAUGUGUGUCCGAGUCCUAGCUGACAAAACCCCAAUCUAUUGACUGCAUCUGUUGAAUAUUGUGUUACUUGUGUAUGCAUGUGGCAUGGCUCUCAGUUGAUGGCGUGUAUGGAAGGUUGUCUUCUCAUUGAUAUAAGAGUUAGACUGUACAUUGGUUGAGAAAUUUAUUUACUCCAAUUGGCAUAAGUUCUUUUCGAUUUUUUGACGUACUUUUGAAGCCAUAUAGACUCUGAUAAUUUUGAGGAGUGUUUCUGAAACUAGUUAAAGCUGUAUCUGUUUCUCUCCAGUGAAAUUUCAGGAUUGUUUUUGCGGGCAAAGGACAAUGCUAAGAUUGCUCUCAUGAAAAUUUUGGAUUCUGGUUUUGGUGGAACAACUAUACAUAUUCAUGAUGGGUGUCAACUUCUUAUCCGUUUCUGCUGUCUGUACCAUUCUGAGCGUAGUUGGCGUUCAGUAUUUGACAGAAAUCUCACUUGCAAAGCAUCAAUCAGAUGUUUUGAUUGUAAAUAAUAUUAUUAAUUCAGAAAAUGCAACCCAUACUCUUGAGCUUCUAUUUGGUUCAUACACGACCCUUAUGUUGGUUUCCAGUUUGGCAUUUAAUGUCACCAUCUUUUUAAUCUUAGGCCUAAAAACAAUAUUCUUUUCGGAGCUGUAUACAUCUGAAAUCCGAAAAAUGCUAGAAAAGCUUGUGAAUUACAUCAUCUACAAGGGGACUUUUCUUCCAUUGGUAGUCCCACCGACAAUAUUUCAAGCAGGUCUAUGGUCAACUUGGCUAGCCAUGCUUUGCUUCUUAAAGAUGUUUCAAGCUUUAGCUAGGGAUCGACUUGAACUCUUGAAUGCUUCUCCUUCUGUCACUCCAUGGACAUACUUCCGUGUAUAUUCUGCUUUGUUGCUUGUUUUCUCUGUUGACUUGCUCUGGAUAUUGCUAUGUUUGAGAAUCUACAGUACAAUGACUUCAUCAAUAUUUUUGUUGUUAUUUUUUGAGCCUUCUAGCAUAGCUUUUGAGACACUACAGGCCAUUGUGGUCCAUGGGUUUCAGUUGCUUGAUAUAUGGAUGCAUCACUCUGCAGGAGAUGCAUCAAAUUUCCGAUUAUCUAAAAUAUUCAAUAUGACUUCAGCAGGUUCACUGGGGGAAUGGAAGGGCAUGCUUAUCCAGAAUUUGGGAUUUUUCCUUGACAUGAUGACGUUGCUAACGGCUCUUGCUCACUACCUCUAUAUUUGGUGGCUUCAUGGCAUGGCAUUUCAUCUUAUAGAUGUGGUUCUUUUCCUGAAUAUUCGUGCCCUUUUAAGUGCUAUUGUGAAGCGUUUAAAAGGGUUCGUCAAACUGCGAAGGGCUUUGGGAACCCUUCAUGGGGCACUUUCUGAUGCUACAUCUGAAGAGCUCAAAGCAUAUGAUGAUGAGUGCGCAAUUUGCAGGGAACCGAUGGCAAAAGCUAAGAGGCUGCCAUGUAAUCAUUUAUUCCAUCUUGCAUGUUUGAGAUCUUGGUUGGAUCAAUGUUUAAAUGAGAGUUACUCAUGCCCCACUUGUCGGAAACCACUCUUUACAAGCAGAUCUGAAAGUAGUGUGAAUCCAAAUACUGCAGAUUUGUCUAGGGAUGAGCAACUUGCUCACCAGAUUAGUACUGCACUCAAUGGGCCAGAUCUUCCAGGUCAUAACAUGCACCGUGGAGUCUUUUCCAACCAGGCACAGAAUGUAGAAAUGAGUGAUUGGAGGAGGACUGGUGUUAAUUUAAGUUGGUUGGGGUUAGAUGGAGCUGGUCCAUCUGGAUUAAAUCGUGUUCAGAUGUUAAUGAGGCAACUUGAUGUUGGAGAAACUUAUGCACAGAGUACGCUUCAAGAUGCUGCGUGGAGUCUGUUUCCUCCAAACCCAUCUCAGACCAGUACCUCCAGAUCAGCUAUCCCUCCUGCUGCCUCAACAAGAUAUCCUGGAGGCACUAGUGGUUUGCAUAUGAGGUCAACAUCUAAUGCUGCCAACACCAACCUAGAAAACUUAAUUGCAAUGGCCGAAGCAGUUAGAGAAGUGCUGCCACAUGUUCCAGACGAUGUAAUCUUUCAGGAUUUGCAGCUGACAAAUUCUGCGAUGACCACUGUGAAUAAUCUUUUGCAAAUGUGAUGGAAGUGGCGAUACUCUUCUCCAGUGAUUUUUGAAAAGUGCAGGCUGAAGCGGGUUGAAGCUCGGAAUGCACAUGAUUAUAGGGUUUGUGCAGUAGAAGCUCCCCCCCUUUGUACAGCAGCAGCACACUAAAACAUCCUUGAGAAAAUGUGCAAAUAAUUGAUUUUGUUAGGAGAAUAAAGCCAAUUUCAGUCUAACUGAAUGGAUGAAAGAAGGAAAGGGCUGUGUUGUAUCUCUUAUUUUUUGUUAAAUUUGCUUAUUCUGCGGAAUGUUGUUGUCCUUCUACUCCAUACCUCUUUGAUGUUAAUUUCGUAAAAUGUGUAACUUCUCCAUCUAUAUCUUAAAAAGUCACUUUAUUUCUUUUA